Messenger RNA from Oreochromis aureus, 5652 nucleotides. RefSeq names its product tumor protein p53 binding protein, 1 (gene tp53bp1). Gene Ontology annotation, biological process: DNA damage checkpoint signaling; positive regulation of transcription by RNA polymerase II. The record is from RefSeq and is a predicted model, not a curated record. Gene Ontology annotation, cellular component: nucleus. Lineage: Eukaryota; Metazoa; Chordata; Actinopteri; Cichliformes; Cichlidae. The transcript is spliced from 28 exons. Gene Ontology annotation, molecular function: histone binding. Bases 332 to 5518 code for a protein of 1728 amino acids.
UAUGGGCGUGUCCAUGUUCGUCCUUCCAAAGAAAAUGAAAAGAAGCUGCUAAAUACACACACGACCCCAAACGUAAUGGCCUUGCUGGCUUACAGGUAAAUGUACCUGUGUCCCUGGGGGCAUGGUUAAGGUUCUCUCGGGCAGACUUGCUGUUGCGUUGGAAGCGGCACCCUUUUGUUUUUGGGCGGAGCGUUAGCUGCUAGCCUUUUAUUUAGUUAGCAGCGACUACCUCAGAUAGCCGGUUGUAGGGACUCACAUGGCGACACCUCUGUUGUUUCACAACGGCUCGGCUAGCUAACAGCAGCCCGUCUCCUGCCCUUGGCCUGACCCCAUGGAUCCCGGUGGAAGUGAACUGGACUCCAGCCUGCCUCAGCCAGACAACCCGUGUUUGAUAGUGGAGGACUCCCAGCCGGACAGUGUCGCUUUAGAAGACGAUCCCGAGAGCAGCUACCGAGCUCUGCUGGCCCGUCGCCUGUCCAGUCUACAGCCCACCGCUCGCAGCCCGGUACUGGAAUUAAUAUCUUCACCAAUAGGAAGCAGGUGCUCUCAGACCUGCAGCCAAUCAGAGAGCAACAGCCAGGCUGAGCCUGACGGCCUUGCUGCAGCCAACCCCAGUUCGGCGUUCCAGGAGGACAGUCAAGUUUUAAACAUCUGCGCUCCUCCAAACAACAAAAAGUGUGUACCAGAGGACACGGACAUGGAUUCUGGUGCUGAUUCUACUACACACUGUAUUCAGUCUGAAGGGGAAGCUUCUCAGUUUGGUUUUCUUGAGCUUUCUCAGACUCAGGAUCUGUGUGGUGAAGCCGUGAACAGUCAGGAGGAAGAUGGAGACAAAUGCAACAAAUUGGCAGAGCAGAACAUCAGUUCCAGGACUUCAGAAAGUCAGGACAACAAAGCGUUGAGGUCUGAGGUGAGCUCCAGGUCUGAGGUGAGCUCCAGCAGCUCAUCAGAGUCUUUGGGUCAGUCAGGCAGGCAGCUGAGUGUCCAGGUUCUGCUGCACUCGCAGAACCUGCAGGACUCUGCUGAGCAGGACCAGCAGGACUGUGAGAUCCUGUCCUCACAGGAUGAUCUGUUUGAUGCUGACAAGACAGCUGCUGCAGUGGACAGUACAGUGUCUGAGCCGGAGCAGCAGGGUCACCCCACCUCCACACCCGCCCACACCCUACAGCUGCUGCAUCUAUCCGGACAGGGAACACUGGUGCAGGAGAGUCUGUCCCAGAGCUCUGUUGAUUAUGUCGCCCCCACCCCAGACAACUUUAGCCAUACCCCUUUAAUAGUUCCCAGCUCACCAACCGAACUAGAGGAUGAAAACGGUGCUGAUUCACAAAUGGAUACAUCACUGCCUCUGGAUGACAGGGGAGCAGGAGAAAAGGACGAGCCAAUGGAAACCGAGGCCGCCUCCAAGCCACAACCAUCUGCAUCGACUCCCAUAUCCCAAAGUUCCCCUGGUUUUGCUUUAGAGCGAACUCUCUCUGUACCGUCGCAGCCCGAGUUCUCUCAUGAUGUAUUUGUUCCAACGCAGAGCCAGGAUGCACAGACGCAUGAAAAGCCAGCGUCGUUGCCUUGUGAGACAGAGUCCCAGCAUCUUGAGUCGGCUCCCUUCACCUUGCCUUUGCAGCUCUCUGUGAACACAGAGAACAGCAGCUGUCAUCAGCUCACCUCUGAGGGGGUUGAGGAGGACAGCCAAGCCACUCAGAUAGAGGAACUGGAGGAGCCGCUUGGCGUCGACACCAGCGACUCUGUGAUUUCGUCUCACGAUCAGAGAAACGAGAGUAAAGCCGUCCCGUCGGAGUCACAAGCCGCCGCCGGCUCCAAAGUGUUGUCCUCUGCCGAAUCACCGAAGCGCCACGUUGAAUGUGCUGAGACUGAAGCGACCGAUCUGGCCCGGAAAUCAGCAGUUUCUCUGAAUGUACAAAAUGUGAAUGUAAACGAUGUGAAGGCUGACAGCAAAGAUGCUGGCUGUGCUGACAUGGUGUCUUGCUCGCAGCCAAAGUUUGAUUCUGCUGACCUGACAGGUAAAAGCUGUGUGCAGGAGACUCCCUCAGACGCUACGCCCUGCAGCCUGCCUUCACAGUCUAUGAUCUCUCAAACAUCUGCUGUGGAUGCAGUGAAGAGCUCUGCAGAUGUGUCAGGAGGAGCUGUGAAAAGUCCCUUUGUGGAAUCGUUGUCGCCGCAACCUGAGGUGGGGUGCAACAGCCAGGCAGACAAAAACACAAUGCAAGAAUGUGAACGAGGUGAAGAGGAGGAGGAUCAGGAGGUGGCGAUGGAGGUGGAGAAUGCCGAGGGUACCUCGGGAAUGGGUCUGGUUCUCUCCCAGAGCCAGCUGUUGUCUCCCGAACCCAUGGACGAGGAGAGUGGGGACAAGGCAGAGGACAGCGUCAUCUGCGUAACAGACAGUGAGAAAGAGGUGGCCUCACAAUCAAAGACUCACAGUUCUCAACCAAUCACAGGCCAAGUGUCAGUCUCUACCAAUGGCCACGAACCCCAGACUCAGGAGAAAGAGGCGCACUCGGCUCCCGAUAGGCUGUCCCAGACGGAGAGGGCGGGCUGUGAACCAGAGGCCCUCAAAGAAAAGAGCUUGAGCGACAGCUCGGGAGACAUUUCAUUCCACUUCACCCUUCCUAAAGAAGGAGACUUGAUUGGACCUGUUGUCGGCGCCACGCCACCGCUGAUCAGCCAGCUGAAGCAGACGCUGAGACACAGCACUCCCAUCGAGAUCAGCUCUUUUUCUGAAAAGUCGGAUGCAGUGGUUGACGUCUCCGCAGACGUGGUGAUGGCCAGCAGCGAUAUCGUUUUGGGUGGAAGUGGCGGUGACGCAGCUGACAAAGGUGACGGGAAGCUGAGCUUGAGGAUGAAGCUGGUGACGCCUGUUGAGGAGGGCAGCUCAGAGCGUUUCAGCCUGCAGAAGCCGACGCCACCAGAAGAGGAUGGAUCUGUCACCAAGGUUACGACUGUUUCCCAGGCUGUAACCAGCAGCCCGUCGGUGUUCACUCGGGUCAGGCAGGUGCACCGACAGCAGCAGGCGGAGGAGGACAGCCAGCCUGGAGGAAACACUACACUCGUCAGGGGGGAACUGUUCGCCUCACCACAGAGGAGCUCUCAGGCGUCCGUAUCGGAAUGCAACAGUCUACCGAACAGCCAGGAUGUAUCGACAGCGCCGCAGCAGGACCUGCGGGAUGCGCUCGCCCCCGCUGAGCUGCCUGAGGACAGCAGAGGACUGCCUGACGCUCAAGAGCCGACCUCCCCAAGCAGCACAACAGUCAGGCAGAAAGUGGUUUCCCAGCAGGCCUCUGAGAACACCAUCACCUCCACACCGCCCAGCAAGACAUGCCAGCGGGCAGUCUCCCAGCAGACCGGCUUCGAUGCAGCGGGGUUUCGCUCCCCAGCUGGCCGGGGUGAACCCGAGUCUCCGUCCUUUAGAAGAACCGUCGUCCCCUCUCACCGCAGACACGUGCGCACCAUCCAGGAAGUGCGGACCACCAUCACUCGGAUCAUUACAGACGUUUAUUAUGAGGACGGCAAAGAGGUGGAUCGCAAAGUCACCGAGGAGAGCGAGGAGCCCGUGGUGGACUGUCAGGUCUUGGACAGCGACAUCUCUCCGUGCCGCACAGGCAGCAGUUCUGUGACCUCUGGUGAUCUGGGGGACAUCAGCUCGCUUUCGUCCAAAGCGUCCAGCCUGCAGCACAGCUCCGGGGGAACCAGCAGCAGUACCGGCCUCACCAGACCAGACUUCAUCAUUCCAGCGAGCAGAGGGUUCAAAUCCAUGAGUCCGAGGAGGGGAGGUGGGCAUCAACAGAGGGGUCACAGGGGUCACAGGGCAGGGUCAGUGGUCACACUGAACAGAGGCUACAGCACGCUGGGGUCCCGGGCCUUCGUCCCGCUGACCCCCAGAGGAAGGGCUAGAAGGGGCCGACCCCCGUCCCGCUCCUCCCUGUCCAGGGGAGGAGGCGGUGGCUCGCUGCAGAGACUGAGAGCUCAGGGUCAGCCACAGUCCUCCUCAGAAGAUGAGCCGUACAGCCGCGUGCUCCCCCCACGCUUCCCUGUCAGCCCCACGGACCCCGAGCUGCCCAGCCACUCAGACUCCCUCAGGUCUUCGCCAGAGGCGGCGAGCUCAGCCGGGAGCAGCUUCAUCGGCCUGCGGGUGGUGGCUAAGUGGUCAUCCAAUGGCUACUUCUACUCUGGUCGCAUCAUCAAAGACGCCGGCGAGGGGAGAUUCCGCUUGCGGUUCGACGAUGGCUACGAGUGUGAGGUUGCCGGGAAGGAUAUCCUGCUGUGCGAUCCCAUCCCGCUGGAGACGGAGGUCACUGCUCUGCUGGAAGACGAGUACUUCAGUAUAGGUGUUGUUAAGGGCCAUAAAACAGAAGGCCCGGAGCUGUUCUACAGCGUGGAGAAGGAGGGUCAGAGGCAGUGGUACAACAGGACAUCGGUCAUCCUGUCGCUGGAGCAGGGAAACAAGCUGAGGGAGCAGCACAGCCUCGGGCCCUACGAGCCCACCACUCCUCUGGCCAAGGCCUCCGACAUCAGUCUGGAUAACUUGGUUGAGGGGAAGAGGAGACGCAGAGGAACCCCUGGAGGUCAGAACACUCCCAACCGCAGCUCCUCCAGCAGCCCUCGCACCCCGGGAACCUCCAGCAAGAGGAAGCUGAUGGCCUCAGAGGACAACCAGGGGCCGGCCAAGAGGGGGCGCAGGGGGGCGGGGGCCAGAGCUGCUCAGCGGGUCGGUGUGUGCAAUACCUCGGGCAGUGGCACCGAUGUCCCGGGUCAGUCUGGGGACGUGGAAGACUCUCACGGUCCGCUGCCCCAGAACACGUCCCUCUUUAUGGGCUUCGCGUUCAUGUUGACCGCCUCGUCUGAGACCGACCGCCUGACCAACAAGCUCACGAGCGAGGAUGAGGAGGAUUAUGUGCAGACGGGUCCGUAUAACAAGUCAUACACAGAAUCGCAGCUGCAGGCGGGCGGAGGCUUCAUCCUGCCAAACUUCAAUGAAGAACAGUGUAAGGCAGCUUACCAGAGCCUGCUCAUCGCAGACCAGCACUGCCGUACCAGGAAGUACCUGCUGUGUUUAGCCAGCGGCGUGCCGUGUGUGUCGCACAUAUGGGUGAGAGACUGCUGCAAAGAGAACAAACUGCUCAACUACAGGAACUACCUGCUGCCUGCCGGCGUGGGGCUGGACGAUGCCAUAGUGGAGUGGCAUCCCCGCUGCAGCCCCUUCAAAGGCCUGCGGGCCCUUCUGGUGUUUGAGAAGCCGGUGGAACUGUGGGCCCAGCUGAUUACCAUGGGUGGAGGCUCCUCCGUCCGGCAGUUCCAAGCAGACAAGGACAACUCUGACAUUCCUGCUGGCAAGUAUGACCUCGUGGUGACAGACCAUGCUUGUCCGCCGCUGCUCGAGAAAAGCGCAACAUCACAGGAAAUCCCGCUGGUGUCUCCGGAGUGGCUCAUCCAGAGUCUCAUCUGCGGGGAGCGCCUGGCUUUCGACAGCAAGCCUCAAUUUUGCCACGACUAUUCCUCAUCCUCAUAAUCUGACCCCAUGUGCAAAAUGCCUUUGACCAAGCUAAAUGUUGAGCUUUAGUUCUGUUGCAUGCUACUGCUGUAUAUAACUUGAUCCUGUCCGUUUUUAUGAGAUAAUAAAUUGUGACCCUUGUUUCAUUUUAA